Molecule: messenger RNA, 696 nt
Organism: Vicia faba (fava bean)
Lineage: Eukaryota; Viridiplantae; Streptophyta; Magnoliopsida; Fabales; Fabaceae
Source: the annotation of a GenBank genome assembly
AUGUUACCACUUUGUUCUUCCUCUUCCAUGGCUGCUAACCCUUCCCUCACUCUCCCAACCAAUUCUUUCCUCACAUUACUCCACCCUCCUCCAUCUUCUCGCAACACAUCAUCCUCAUCAUCAUCAUCACUUUCUUCAACCUCAUUCAACUCUCAGUUUUUAGGCCUCAAGUUAUCUCAUUCUUCCAUUUCCAUAACCCCUUCUCCACUUUCAUCUUCUUCACGCAAAGGAGCCUUUGUUUUUGCCAAGGUUAGUAAAGGCUCGAAGCCACCGGGUUUUACGCUGAAAGAUCAGGAUGGUAAGACUGUGAGUCUCUCUAAGUACAAAGGGAAGCCUGUUGUUGUUUAUUUCUACCCUGCUGAUGAGACCCCUGGUUGUACCAAACAGGCCUGUGCUUUUAGGGAUUCAUAUGAGAAGUUCAAGAAAGCAGGAGCGGAGGUUGUUGGGAUAAGUGGCGACGAUACUGCGUCUCACAAGGCAUUUGCCAAGAAGUACAAACUUCCAUAUACACUGUUGAGUGAUGAGGGUAACAAGGUAAGGAAAGAAUGGGGAGUUCCAGGAGAUUUCUUUGGUUCAUUGCCAGGGAGAGAGACUUACGUUAUUGACAAAAAUGGCGUGGUUCAGCUCGUUUACAACAACCAGUUCCAACCCGAAAAGCACAUCGAUGAGACCUUGAAACUACUUCAAAGCCUUUAA